AUGGAAUCAGAGAGAUCCAUUCGCACUUGCAACUCAACAGGCGCAACAACUGAGCUCUUCCUCUGCUUUACUUCUCGUCUCUCUUCUUCAUCAUCUUCCUCCAUGAAAAUCUCUUCAAAAUCAAUCCUCAGUCCAGGUCGUCCCGGCGACCAACCAAUCACUCUCUCAACUUCCCUAAGCCGCCGUCUUCGCACCAAUGGUAGUAUCAAAGGCGCUCAAUCACCCAUGUUCCCCAAUAUCGCCGGUAAGAAACGCGGCUCUGCUUUCGAAAAUCCAGAACCAUCUUCCCCAAAAGUCACAUGUAUCGGACAAGUCAGAGUCAAGACCAAGAAACAAGGCAGAAAAAUGCGCACUCUUUCAUCUCGCCGAUGUACUACCGGCGGGAAUGACGCCGCCGGAGGAGACGUUAGUUUUCGACAGGUGGGUACCGCUACUGAUCAUUCCAGGCAGAGGAAUCAAAGGUGGGUUCAUUUGCCAUUAACCAUUUGUGAAGCUUUACGUGGAAUUGGAGCUGAUCUUAACUGUCUGUUUCCCUGCCGGUCUUCGUCGCCUUCAUCUUCUUGUUUUUCCGGCGGGGAGAGGAAUCCGAAGAGUUCUUCUUGUGGGGCUGUGUUUGAGAGAUGGUUUGUGACUAUUGAAGGAGAAAAGGGAAGUGGGAGGGAAAUAGAACUGGUAGUUGGAGAAGAAGAAGAUGAAACAGAGAAAUCCUUGAGAAGAGAACACCCAUUGGAGAAAUUCAACGAAGAUGAUGAAGCCAGAGUUAGCAUUUGUAUACCGCCCAAGAAUGCUCUGUUACUCAUGAGAUGCAGAUCCGAUCCUGUGAAAAUGGCAGCUCUUUCUACUCGCCUUUUCGAGAAAGAAGAAGAUAUUCACGAGGAAGAACAAGAACAAGAACAUGAAGAAGAGAAAGAAGAAGCUUCUGAAAAUGAAGUUUCAGUUCAAGAUGCAGAUGCAGAAAAAACAGAGAUAAUGAAGGAAGAUGAGAACGAAGGUAGCGGUUAUUCAUCUGAAGCUGAUGCUGAAUUAGAGAAAUUACUAGAAAGCGAGGAAGAAGAAGAAGAUGAGAGAAGAAAAAGUCACGACUUUUCCUUAUUAUUCUCAGUAGAAUCAAAUCUAGACAAUGAAGAUGAAGAUGAAAAAACAGAGGAUCCACUGAAUGGGGUUCAAGAACCAGGCGAGGCGUCGUCGGCGGCGGAAGAGAUAGAAACAUCCACCACCCAUGAGAUGUCUGAAUCAGAUAAAGAAGAAGAAGAAGAAGAAAGAGAAGAUCAAAGAUUGGAGCUUUCAGAAGAGAAAGAAAUUCCGGUGGCGGCGGCGGCAUCAGAGGAAAAGAAGACCCCGGCGGAGAAAAUCUUGCCGGAUUGUUUGCUGUUGAUGAUGUGCGAGCCAAAGUUAUCAAUGGAAGUCUCAAAAGAAACAUGGGUAUGCAGCACCGACUUCAUCCGGUCAAUACCAGACCACCGACGUCGUCCUGUCGAGAAACCACUAAUCGCCGGCGGCGUUCCGGCGGAUCAGAAGAAAAGGGUGAACAAAAACAUUCCUCCUCUUCCACCACCACCAUCACAGGUAGCUGUUCCUCCUCGAAAUGGGUCGGCGGUUCUACAACCUCCAAGAUCAUCAUGUACUUUACCUUCGACGACAGCAAUGUCGAUGGCGGCGAUGAUAGAACAGAAGCUGAUAAAUGCUGUAGGGUACGAACCAUUUGUUCUGACUAGAUGCAAGUCGGAGCCAAUGAGGACUGCCGUGGCUAAGGUUACGCCGGAGAGUUGUUUCUGGAAGAACAGAAAGCUGGAGCCACUCCGGCGAGCCACAAUGGGAGUUGGCGCGGCUGGAAUUGGGUUCUGA
Messenger RNA from Impatiens glandulifera, 1845 nucleotides. Its product is annotated as F-actin-monooxygenase MICAL3-like. The record is from RefSeq and is a predicted model, not a curated record. The transcript has a single exon. The coding region runs from base 1 to 1845 and encodes 614 amino acids. Lineage: Eukaryota; Viridiplantae; Streptophyta; Magnoliopsida; Ericales; Balsaminaceae.